AUUUUGACAAUAGCCGCUAGCGGCCUACAAACAAAAUCAAGAGCGGAAUUAAUUCGAAUUUCUGCUGCUGUCAUGGGUAUCGAGUUUUCUUACGCAGCCGAAACAGCAUUUGUUUCUCCAACACUUUUAAAAAUUGGAGUUAUGCAUCAGCACAUGACGUUGGUUUGGGCACUGUCUCCGUUGGUUGGAUUUUUUCUAUGCCCUUUUUUGGGAUCUUUAUCUGAUCGCUGCAAGUUAAACAUUGGACGCCGAAGACCAUUUAUACUUAUAUUGUCUAUUGGAGUCAUUAUCGGACUUCUUUUGGUUCCAAAUGGCGAAACCUUGGGAUAUUGGCUUGGAGAUCGAAAUGCAAAUGAGCGAGAUGAUUUUUCUGAAUUGAAGAACUUGAAAAAUGUCAGUCAUAGUCAUCAAACGCCACCGAAAUCUUCCCAUGCCUGGGGUAUAUUUUUUACAGUAUUGGGAACAGUUCUUCUCGACUUUGACGCUGAUGCUUGUCAAAGUCCAGCUAGAGCUUAUCUUUUAGACGUAUGUUUGCCAGAAGAUCACGCAAGAGGACUGUCUACGUUUACCGUCAUGGCAGGUCUAGGAGUUUUUGGUUAUUCAAUGGGAGGACUAAAUUGGGACGAAACCGAUAUCGGUCGUCGAUUGGGUGGACACGUAAAGGCCGUUUUUUCAAUAAUAACAAUCAUAUUUAUUAUGUGUGUUGCGUUUACAAUAACCAGUUUUGCGGAAAUACCCCUGUGGGUACUAGCAAAUGCGGACUCAAAAAAUUGUAGGGGCGAGUCUGGGAGCUUUUCAAGAUCAUAUGGUGCCUGCGGAUCUGAUGAUGAAACGUAUUCAAUUCCCGACGAAAAUAAACAGGUUUGGAAUCGCUUCCUUCUACCUGUUUUCAACUUUCACAAUCCAAGAAAAGAAAUUCAAGCGCAGGGUGUGGUGAAUCUGACAAGGAACUUAACAGAACGGAUGGACAAGCUGGAAAAACCAUCGGAUCCGAAUAUGAGUCCUAAGGAAGCUAUCCUAGCAAUUGGUGGCGCAUUUGGCGACACAUCCACCCUGGUUACACAGGGUAGCAACAUUAAGCGGUAG
Drosophila gunungcola (fruit fly) is the source of this 1086-nucleotide messenger RNA. RefSeq names its product proton-associated sugar transporter A-like. Gene Ontology annotation, cellular component: membrane. The record is from RefSeq and is a predicted model, not a curated record. Lineage: Eukaryota; Metazoa; Arthropoda; Insecta; Diptera; Drosophilidae. Gene Ontology annotation, molecular function: sucrose:proton symporter activity.